Messenger RNA from Miscanthus lutarioriparius, 987 nucleotides. Lineage: Eukaryota; Viridiplantae; Streptophyta; Magnoliopsida; Poales; Poaceae. The record is from the annotation of a GenBank genome assembly.
AUGAUGAAGGCAAUGGCCGGGCCGAAGCUGCUCGUCGUCCACACGCCGUCGAACAAGGCCCUGAACGGGAUGGUGCCCACGUCGCCGGCGUCGCCCAUGCCGUUCCUCGGCUGGUCCCGGUGCCUGUGGCUUGUGGUCUUCCUGGCCUUGUUCACCUGCGUGUCCCUCCUGACCGUGUUCUCCACGGCGCGCGCCUCGGCGGGGGAGGCGUACCAGGCGGCGCCCUUCACGGUCAGCGGCGGCGCCGGCGCCGCGGAGGCUGGCCUGCCGCGGUACGUGUUCGACGCGCUGGUGCAUUACGCGGCGGCGGCGGGGAACUCAUCGUCGAGCAUGCCGGAGCCGGACGUGCGCGCGAUCGCGUCGGUGCUCCGGCGGCGCGCGCCGUGCAACCUGCUGGUGUUCGGGCUGGGCGCGGAGACGCCGCUGUGGCGCGCGCUGAACCACGGCGGGCGCACGGUGUUCCUGGACGAGAACCCCUACUACGUGGCGCACCUGGAGGGGAAGCACCCGGGGCUGGAGGCCUACGACGUGGCCUACGCCACAGCGGUGCGCGAGCUCCCCGACCUCCUCGACGCCGCCCGCGCCGCGCUCGCGCCGCCGAGUGCCGCCCCGUCCAGAACCUGCUCUUCUCCGAGUGCCGACUCGCCAUCAACGACCUCCCCAACCAGCUCUACGACGUCGCCUGGGACGUCAUCCUCGUCGACGGCCCUCGAGGGUACGUUCACGGAGGGGUCGCCGGGGAGGAUGUCGGCGGUCUACUCGGCGGCGGUGAUGGCGUGGACCAAGGGCACGGAGACGGAGGUGAUGGUGCACGACUACGAGCGGGAGGUCGAGCGCGCGUGCGGCCGGGAGUUCCUGUGCGACGAGAACCGGGUCACGGCGACCAGCACGCCGUCGCUCGGGCACUUCCUCCUGCGCGGCGGCGCCGCCGUCAACCGGGAAGCCUUCUGCGGGCCGCCCGCCGCUCAGAAAUCGAAAUCGAACUAA